Messenger RNA from Paramacrobiotus metropolitanus, 898 nucleotides. RefSeq lists its product as uncharacterized. Bases 104 to 898 code for a protein of 264 amino acids. The transcript has 4 exons. The record is from RefSeq and is a predicted model, not a curated record. Lineage: Eukaryota; Metazoa; Tardigrada; Eutardigrada; Parachela; Macrobiotidae.
CCCACCGCCGUAUUGGGAAGCGCCUUUUUGGGCCCGGUCCGUACCAGCGAACGAAUUGGUUGUGCAACGGUCUCCGCGGACUGCGGCUCGGGUGGCCGAGGUGAUGGAUUCGUACUCCCCCAUCUCCAGCCCGUCGCCUCCGGGUACGACGCCGCCCUCGCCGAACCUAUCGCCGGUGCUAUCCGCCUCUGAGUCGCCAGCGCCUUUUAGCUUUACCCUGUCCACCCCCAACGUAUCCCCGGCCCUGUUUGACUCACCCGAGUCGCCACCGCCAGAGAACACGACGACGUACUUCUCUCAGCAACCACAACCCUACUACUCAACGGCAGUGGUCGGGACCCAUCACCAUCAGAUGGAGUCCCAGCUAUUAAACCUUCAACGAUUAACAGCCAGGAUUUUGAACGGUCCUACGGAGAUGCGGCUUACCGGAGUCCUCAACCUGCGUGUUGCUUAUCACUAUGACAGCGUCGGAAAUGACUUCGUGGAGAACUGGAAACAGUUCUUAAAUCAGCUGAUGAAACUGUAUCAGGGUGACAACGAAAAGUAUUAUGAUCAAAUUAAGUCAUGGGAGAAGCCAUUUAAGAUCAACAAAACGAAUAUUCAAACAACAGUGGUGACCCUCGAAAAUGCGUGUGGUCUAAUUUGUUUGAACAUCGUUUCUCGCAUUGUUCUGAAUUUCUGCAUUUUCAAGAUCUGCGAUAGAAGCUGUAUUGACUUGGCGGUCAACGACUUCAUGACCUGGUACCACGCCAUCAAGCAAGCAGAAGGGUCCCAUGCAGUCGAUGAACCGAAAAGGUUGUGCACACUUUUUGUAGCCCAAGCGGGGCUUGGCUGUUAUAAGACCAGCUGGGAAGUUGGGCGUUACGAAGGAAUACGUUUAAGCCUUGUCAGUUUCUGA